Molecule: messenger RNA, 1538 nt
Organism: Capsella rubella
Lineage: Eukaryota; Viridiplantae; Streptophyta; Magnoliopsida; Brassicales; Brassicaceae
Product: basic leucine zipper 61
Exons: 4
Coding region: 213-1205 (330 amino acids)
Biological process (GO): positive regulation of DNA-templated transcription
Cellular component (GO): nucleus
Molecular function (GO): DNA binding; DNA-binding transcription factor activity
Source: RefSeq, a predicted model, not a curated record
ACUACUCUUUGUUAUACAUAGCCAUUUUAGUUACUCUGGUUUGUUUCUCAUUCCUUUCCUCUCUCUCUCUCUCUCUCUAAUGGUUCUUCCUCUGUUUUAAAAUCUUUGACGAUCUUAAAAUUCCAAAAUUCUUCUUGAUCCGUUUCGUUUCUUUGUUUCUUCUGAUUUUGAAAAACAUAAAAUUGUGGUGUGUGCCAUUAAAUCUCUCAUUAAUGGCACAACUCCCUCCAAAAAUCCCGACCAUGACGACGCCAAAUUGGCCUGACUUCUCCUCCCAGAAACUACCUUCCAUCGCCGCAACGGCAGCAGCGGCAGCGACCGCCGGACCGCAGCAACAGAACCCUUCUUGGAUGGAUGAGUUUCUCGACUUCUCAGCGACUCGCCGUGGUACACACCGUCGCUCUAUCAGCGACUCCAUCGCUUUCCUCGAACCGCCUUCUUCCGGUGUUGGGAACCACCACUUCGACAGGUUCGACGACGAGCAGUUCAUGUCCAUGUUUAACGACGACGUGCACAGCAGCCACAAUCACCACCACCACAACAUGAACAACCUCAACGGCAAUGUGGGUGCCACACGUUCCUCCUCCAACACCUCCACGCCGUCCGAUCACAAUAGCCUUAGCGACGACGACAACAAAGAAGCACCACCGUCCGAUCACGAUCAUCACAUGGACAAUAACAACAUAGCCAACCAAAACAACCCCGCCGGUAACAAUUACAACGAAUCAGACGAGGUCCAAAGCCAGUGCAAGACGGAGCCACAGGAUGGUCCCUCGGCGAAUCAAAACUCCGGUGGCAGCUCCGGUAACCGGAUUCACGAUCCUAAAAGGGUAAAAAGAAUUUUAGCAAAUAGGCAAUCAGCACAGAGAUCAAGGGUGAGGAAACUGCAAUACAUAUCAGAGCUUGAACGGAGCGUUACUUCAUUGCAGACUGAAGUGUCAGUGUUAUCUCCAAGAGUUGCGUUUUUGGAUCACCAGCGAUUGCUUCUCAACGUCGACAACAGUGCUAUAAAGCAACGAAUCGCAGCGUUAGCCCAAGAUAAGAUUUUCAAAGACGCUCAUCAAGAAGCUUUGAAGAGAGAAAUAGAGAGGCUUCGACAAGUGUAUCAUCAGCAAAGCAUUAAGAAGAUGGAGACUAAUGUUUCCGAUCAAUCUCCAGCCGAUAUCAAACCGUCCGUUGAGAAAGAGCAGCUCCUCAAUGUCUAAAGCUGUUCUCUCAUUUAAGAUCUUAUCUCUUUAUCAUGGCGAAAGGAUUCUUGACCAUAAAAACCUCUUUGUGUCAAGAAAUUAAUUUAUCAAAGAAGACUUUUUUUUUUCUUAUUUAAUCUAAUCACAUUUUUUUUUAAGUUGUGAUGAAUUUGCUUUUGAUGUAUCUGAUUUUUUUUUCUUUUUUUUUGGUCUUAUGGAGUGGGAGGGGGAAAAGUGAGAAUGAUAUGUAAAAAGAAUUUAGCUGAUUUGUUGUUUAUUCCAUUUUUUUUGUUGGAGUGUCUAGUAUUGUGUACUAAUUGAUAUUUUCCCGAAUAUUAUUUGUUUCCAGCA